GCGGGUCGCACACACACACAGACACACACAGACACUGGCACGGCGUGAGGAGGAGGAGGAAGAGGAGGAGGAAGCAGCCUCGGCGCUUGAGGGAAAGGAAGACAUUUUCUACAAUGUGAAUUUCUACGGAACAAUUUCUGAUUUUCCAAAGCAGGAAGAGUUUCCCAGCAAAGCAGUCCAGUUAGACCACUGAUUGUCCACCCAGCACAGAACUCCUAUGUUUUUCUUCUGUAAUCAUGGCAAAACCUUAUGAAUUUAACUGGCAGAAGCCAGUUCCCUCUUUUCUGCAAGAUGGAGCUGUGUUUGAUAGAUACGAAGAGGAAUCUUUUGUCUUUGAAAGCAACUGUCUCUUUCAAGUGGAUGAAUUUGGCUUUUUUCUGAGCUGGAAAAGUGAAGGAAAGGAGGGCCAGGUGUUAGAGUGCUCCCUGAUCAACAGUGUUCGCUUUGGAGCUGUACCAAAGGAUCCCAAAAUACUGACUGCACUCGAGGCUGUUGGAAAAUCAGAAAAUGAGCUGGAAGGACGGAUAGUGUGUGUUUGCAGUGGCACAGACCUGGUGAACAUCAGCUUCACUUUCAUGGUAGCAGAAACCACAGAAAUAGCCAAGCAAUGGGUAGAAGGGCUUGGAUCCAUCAUACAUAACUUCAGAGCUAACAAUGUCAGUCCAAUGACGUGUCUCAAGAAACACUGGAUGAAGCUGGCCUUUCUAACAAACACAAAUGGGAAAAUUCCAGUUCGGAGCAUAACCAGAACGUUUGCGUCAGGUAAAACAGAAAAAGUGAUCUUCCAGGCACUGAAGGAAUUGGGUCUUCCCAGCGGAAAGAAUGAUGAAAUUGAGCCUGCAGCUUUUACUUAUGAGAAAUUUUAUGAGCUUACCCAAAAGAUAUGUCCCCGAACUGACAUAGAGGACCUCUUUAAGAAGAUCAAUGGAGACAAAACUGAUUAUUUAACGGUAGACCAAUUAGUGAGCUUUCUAAAUGAACAUCAGCGAGAUCCUCGGCUCAAUGAAAUUUUGUUUCCCUUUUAUGACACAAAAAGAGCAAUGCAGAUAAUUGAGACAUACGAGCCAGAUGAAGACUUGAAGAGGAAAGGUGUCAUCUCCAGUGAUGGCUUCUGCAGGUACCUGAUGUCAGAUGAGAAUGCCCCCGUGUUCCUGGACCGCUUGGAGCUGUACCAGGAGAUGGACCAUCCUCUGGCUCACUACUUCAUCAGCUCCUCCCACAAUACCUAUCUAACAGGCAGGCAGUUUGGGGGCAAGUCGUCAGUGGAGAUGUACAGACAAGUGCUUUUGGCUGGAUGCAGGUGUGUAGAGCUGGACUGUUGGGAUGGCAAAGGUGAAGACCAGGAGCCCAUAAUAACCCAUGGGAAAGCAAUGUGCACAGACAUCCUUUUCAAGGAUGUAAUUCAAGCCAUUAAGGAAACAGCAUUUGUAACAUCAGAGUACCCUGUCAUUCUUUCAUUUGAAAAUCACUGCAGCAAAUAUCAACAGUACAAGAUGUCAAAAUACUGUGAAGACCUUUUUGGAGAUCUCCUGUUGAAGCAGCCUCUAGAAACACAUCCACUUGAACAAGGAAAAGCCCUGCCAUCUCCCAAUGACCUCAAAAGAAAGAUUCUCAUAAAGAAUAAAAGGCUGAAACCUGAAGUAGAAAAGAAACAGCUUGAUGCUCUGAAGAAGAUGAUGGAGGCUGGGGAAACUGCUGCUCCUGUAAAUAUCCUGGAGGAUGAUAACGAAGAGGAAAUAGAAAGUGCUGACCAGGAGGAGGAAGCUCAUCCUGAGUACAAGUUUGGAAGUGACCUUGUAGAUGAUUACAGUCAAAAAGAAGCUGUUGCCAUCAGUGUCAAAAAGGGUUUAGUAACUGUGGAAGAUGAACAAGCGUGGAUGGCAUCUUACAAAUAUGUAGGUGCCACAACCAAUAUACAUCCAUAUUUAUCAACAAUGGUCAACUAUGCUCAGCCUGUAAAAUUUCAAGGUUUCGAUGUAGCAGAAGAACGUAAUAUUCACCAUAACAUGUCCUCCUUCAACGAGUCUGUUGGGCUGGGCUAUUUGAAGACUCAUGCCAUUGAGUUUGUGAACUACAACAAGCGGCAGAUGAGUCGGAUUUACCCCAAGGGGGGCCGUGUGGACUCCAGUAAUUACAUGCCGCAGAUUUUCUGGAACGCUGGCUGCCAGAUGGUCUCACUGAACUAUCAGACCCCAGAUCUAGCAAUGCAGCUGAAUCAAGGGAAGUUUGAGUACAAUGGAUCGUGCGGGUACCUACUAAAGCCAGAUUUCAUGCGGCGACCAGACCGGACGUUCGACCCGUUCUCUGAAACUCCUGUGGAUGGUGUUAUUGCUGCAACGUGCUCUGUGCAGGUGAUCUCUGGGCAGUUCCUGUCAGACAAGAAGAUUGGCACCUAUGUGGAGGUGGACAUGUACGGGCUGCCCACGGACACCAUCCGCAAGGAGUUCCGCACGCGCAUGGUGAUGAACAACGGCCUGAACCCUGUGUACAACGAGGAGUCCUUUGUCUUCAGGAAGGUUAUCCUGCCUGACCUUGCUGUGCUGAGGAUAGCUGUGUAUGAUGACAACAACAAGCUGAUUGGGCAGAGGAUCCUGCCUCUGGACGGGCUGCAGGCAGGUUACAGACACAUUUCCCUGCGCAAUGAGGGCAACAAGCCCCUCUCCCUUCCCACCGUGUUCUGCAACAUUGUGCUCAAAACCUACGUGCCUGAUGGGUUUGGAGAUAUUGUGGAUGCUUUAUCAGAUCCAAAGAAAUUUUUGUCAAUCACAGAAAAAAGAGCAGACCAAAUGAGAGCUAUGGGCAUUGAAACUAGUGACAUAGCUGAUGUACCAAAUGACACUUCCAAGAACGACAGGAAGGGGAAGGCCAACAAUCCCAAAGCCACUGUGACUCCUCAGAGUAGCUCUGAGCUCCGGCCCAGCACCACUGCAGGCCUGGGCUCUGGCACCGACGCCAAGAAAGGUAUAGACCUUAUUCCUCAAGUGAAGAUAGAAGAUUUAAAGCAAAUGAAGGCUUAUAUAAAGCAUUUAAAGAAACAGCAGAAGGAGCUGAAUGCCUUAAAGAAGAAGCAUGCCAAGGAGCACAGUGCCAUGCAGAAGCUGCACUGCACACAGAUUGACAAAAUAGUGGCCCAGUAUGACAAAGAAAAGGUGUCAUAUGAGAAAAUGCUGGAGAAGGCAAUCAAGAAGAAGGGAGGAAGUAAUUGCGUUGAAUUGAAGAAAGAAACGGAAAUUAAAAUUCAGACAUUAACAUCAGAUCACAAAUCUAAGGUCAAAGAGAUCGUGGCUCAGCACACCAAGGAGUGGUCCGAGAUGAUCAACACGCACAGCGCCGAGGAGCAGGAAAUCCGUGACUUGCACUUGAACCAGCAGUGCGAACUGCUGAAGAAACUGCUCAUUAAUGCUCACGAACAGCAAACCCAGCAGCUGAAAUUCUCCCAUGACAGGGAAAGCAAGGAGAUGCGUGCCAACCAGGCUAAAAUAUCCAUGGAGAACAGCAAAGCCAUCAGCCAAGACAAAUCCAUCAAAAACAAAGCUGAGAGGGAGAGGCGAGUCAGAGAACUGAACAGCAGCAACACAAAAAAGUUCCUGGAAGAGAGAAAAAGGCUGGCCAUGAAGCAGUCAAAGGAAAUGGAUCAGCUGAAAAAAGUUCAACUUGAGCACUUAGAAGUCUUGGAGAAGCAGAAUGAGCAGCUUUUGAAAUCCUGUCAUGCAGUGUCUCAAACACAAGGCAAAGGAGAUGCAGCAGAUGGUGAAGCUGGAAGCAGAGAUGGAUCGCAGGCCAGCAACAGUGGUUUAAAGCCUCAACAAGCAAAUUGAAGUUGGAGAGCACAGCAUCCUUAAAAUGAGAGCAAAAUUCAGAAUAACAUUGCUGAGGUUGAAGAGUGGGCUUUUGGUUUGUUAUGGUUUUGGCAGGGGUUUGUUUUGGGUUUUUGUUCUUAAUAUGUCAAGGGUAGCUACGGACCACCAAGUCUUAAGGUUUGCAUUGUUUCUUUUUUAACACUGGGCACUGAAUUUCCUUUGUUGGAUUUCCAUGAGAAUUUCCUUUGUUCAGAAAAACCCCGACCUGAGGAUGAAGAGAGCUUUUUAAACCCCAUCCUGUUUUCCUUUCUGUAUCUCACCAGGCACCUUGCCUGCAUCAGAAUCCCAGGAUCAGAGCCUCAAAACACGGGAGAUACCUUUAGCAUCAUCUCAGAUGGCAGCAAAGCUGUAGCUCGAGUGGUGUAAUUUCCCAUUUGUGUUCUCAUGUGUGCUGUGCUGUGCAGAAGCCCCGUGCUGCCAGGCCACACC
Melospiza georgiana is the source of this 4289-nucleotide messenger RNA. It is a transcript of the gene PLCB4, whose product is annotated as phospholipase C beta 4. Gene Ontology annotation, biological process: phosphatidylinositol-mediated signaling; lipid metabolic process. Lineage: Eukaryota; Metazoa; Chordata; Aves; Passeriformes; Passerellidae. The coding region runs from base 237 to 3818 and encodes 1193 amino acids. Gene Ontology annotation, molecular function: phosphatidylinositol-4,5-bisphosphate phospholipase C activity; calcium ion binding. The record is from RefSeq and is a predicted model, not a curated record. The transcript is spliced from 39 exons.